Anopheles coustani is the source of this 2838-nucleotide messenger RNA. RefSeq names its product ATP-binding cassette sub-family G member 1-like. Gene Ontology annotation, molecular function: ATP binding; ABC-type transporter activity; ATP hydrolysis activity. The record is from RefSeq and is a predicted model, not a curated record. Bases 1 to 2838 code for a protein of 945 amino acids. Gene Ontology annotation, cellular component: plasma membrane. The transcript has 7 exons. Lineage: Eukaryota; Metazoa; Arthropoda; Insecta; Diptera; Culicidae.
AUGGACGCGGGGAGCAUGAUGGCGGGCAAAACGAACAGUGACGGUGCGAUGCUCGGGAGCAUAAGUCAGCAUCACUCGUUGCGUCACCAUCCGCACCAUCCUCAUCCCCAUCACCACCACCACCACCACCACCAGCCCCCGGCCGUACCCCCGCAGCACCAGCUGUCGCAUCCACACCCCCACCUGCACCAUCCCGCGGACGGACUGACGGAGGUUUCGGUUGUGGACAUUAACGCUUCGUUGGCCGCCUCCGCACCGCUCAUCUCGCACGUCUCCCCAUCGCCCCAAAUCAUCCCGGCCGCGCCGGGGACGACGACGGGAACGGGUGGCACCGGCACCGGGGCAGGUGGUGCCGUCGGUUCGGCGAGCAUUUCCGGGCACGUGCCCGGCUUCUGCAACAUUCUCAACGCCUCCAACAGCAGCGACCUGCAGGCGGUGGCCUACAAUUCCCUCACGCAAAACGUCCGCUGCAAAUCCCCACCGACGCUGGUCGAUAAUCUUAAGAACGGGACAAUCGGAAACUCCCAAAACGCUCUCUGCAACGGAGCGAUCAUGACAAAUGGUCAGACGAAGGACUCGAACCUCGCGCACGGACUCGUCCGGAAAGUCCUGAACAGUAGUGAUGGAAACGGACAGAAGAAACCAAUGGUUUCACUUACGCAUUUACCAAAGAGACCCCCAAUCGACAUCCAAUUCAUCGACAUGGCGUACUCGGUGUCGGAGGGUCACAAGCGGGGCUAUAAGACCAUACUCAAAGGCAUCAACGGGAAGUUCCGGUCCGGGGAGCUGACCGCCAUCAUGGGACCGUCCGGGGCCGGCAAGAGCACACUCAUGAACAUUCUCGCCGGUUACAAAACAUCACACCUCAGUGGUUCGGUACUGAUCAACGGCAAGGACCGUAACCUGCGCAAGUUCCGCAAGCUGUCCUGCUACAUCAUGCAGGACGACCGACUCCUCCCGUAUCUGACCGUACGCGAGGCGAUGAUGGUGUCGGCAAACCUGAAGCUAGGCAAAGACAUCUCCGUAUCGGACAAGCGCGCCGUCGUGGAGGAGAUCAUCGAGACGCUGGGCCUGCUGGAUGCGGCCAGCACGCUCACGCUCAAUCUCUCCGGUGGCCAGCGGAAGCGACUCUCGAUCGCGCUCGAGCUGGUCAACAAUCCGCCCGUGAUGUUCUUCGACGAGCCGACCAGCGGUCUCGACAGUGCGACCUGCUCGCAGCUGAUCUCGUUGCUCAAAUCGCUGGCUCGCGGUGGACGCACGAUCGUCUGCACCAUCCAUCAGCCGUCGGCCAGGAUAUUCGAGCUGUUCGACAAUCUGUACGUGCUGGCCGAGGGGCAGUGUAUCUACCAGGGACGUGUGAACGGUUUGGUGCCGUUCCUGGCGUCGCUUGGGCUGGAGUGUCCAAGCUACCAUAAUCCGGCAAACUAUGUGAUGGAAGUGGCAUGUGGUGAACAUGGCGACUGGAACAGCAAACUAGUGACGGCUGUCAGCAACGGCAAGUGCAACAACUACAAUCAACCACUCGCUCAAAGCAAAAGCACCUCUCAAAAGAACAUGGCACUCGAUGGAAAUACGACCGUCCCGAACGACCGUGAGGAUGACCUUACCCUGCUGAAGAACUCCGUCGCUAGCAACGAGUACACAGCCAUCACCAUGCCCGGCGCCGCGGCCCCGGAAGCGCAGCUCAACAACGAAAGCAAAACGGGGACGACGGGAAGUGCCGGUGAGCGGAAAAUACCACCCCCGAAUGGGUUGUCUUCCGGUGCCGAACCCUCUACCACAUCCAUUACGACGACCACCACCGUCAGCAUGGCUUCGGAUGCUACCGGUCCUCUGUUACCUCCUUCUGCUACUGCCGGUGCGACUGCCACUGCAACUGUCACUCCUCCGACUGCACUCGCCACGGCCACGUCCGGUCAGAAGGCUACCUGUACAACCUCGCUGCUCGACUCGACCGAAAGCGUCAGCAUAACAAUCCCCAAGAAACAGGCCGGUUUUCCAACGUCCGGCUGGAUGCAGUUCUGGAUCCUGCUAAAGCGUACCAUGAUCACGAUCAUGCGAGAUCAAACGCUCACUCAGAUGCGACUGCUGUCACACGUGAUCGUCGGAGCGAUCAUAGGCAUGAUCUACUACGACAUCGGUAACGAUGCGUCCAAAAUCAUGAGCAACGCCGGGUGCAUCUUCUUCACCACAAUGUUCACCAUGUUCACGGCCAUGAUGCCAACGAUACUCACCUUUCCCACAGAAAUGGCCGUCUUUGUUCGCGAACAUCUCAACUAUUGGUACUCGCUCAAGUCGUUUUACUUCGCCAAGACGAUCGCAGAUCUUCCAUUUCAGGUGCUCUUCACCAGCGUCUACGUGAUCGUCGUGUACUAUCUCACGUCGCAACCGAUGGAACCGAAACGGGUCGGUAUGUUCGUGCUCAUCUGCAUCCUCACCUCGCUAGUGGCGCAAAGUCUCGGCCUGCUCAUCGGGGCCGGCAUGAGCGUCGAGACGGGCGUGUUCCUCGGACCGGUCUCCACCAUUCCGAUCAUCCUGUUUUCCGGCUUCUUCGUCAACUUCGACGUCAUUCCGAGCUACCUCCAGUGGGUGACGUACGUCAGUUACGUGCGAUACGGGUUCGAGGGGGCGAUGGUCUCGGUGUACGGCAUGGAGCGGGAGAAGCUCGCCUGCACCGAGAUCUACUGCCACUUCCGGAGCCCCAAGAAGUUCCUCGAGGAGAUGUCGAUGGACAACGCCGAGUACUGGAUCGACGCGACGGCCCUGUUUGGGUUCUUCAUUUCGCUGCGUGUCAUCGCCUACUUUGUGCUGCGCUGGAAGCUCCACUCCAUCCGUUAA